Messenger RNA from Eurytemora carolleeae, 1029 nucleotides. Its product is annotated as armadillo repeat-containing protein 4. Lineage: Eukaryota; Metazoa; Arthropoda; Copepoda; Calanoida; Temoridae. Gene Ontology annotation, molecular function: protein binding. The record is from RefSeq and is a predicted model, not a curated record.
GAGCUUGAACUGGUUCCCGUCCUGAUCAGCUUACUGAAGGAGAAUGCCGAGGGUUUAGAUGAUCUUCAGUUUAAUCUGGGAAAAAUUCAGAUAUUGACUAAUAUUGUUGGAGCAAUUGCUGAGAGUGCGAAAACUCCUCAGAACCGUGAAAAUAUCCGAGAGAGGGGUGGACUUAAACCUGUCAUCAAACUCAUAGCUUCCACUUCUCCAGGGUUACUGGUGAAUGUAGCAUCUGCUAUAGGAAGGAUGGCUGAGGACGUGGAAACUAUUGAACAGACGAUACAAUAUCCUAACCCCCAACCUAGUGGGUUGGACCAGAUCCGGAAUUUGGAUGGUGUUCGACUACUCUGGUCUUUACUCAAGAACCCCAAUGAAUCUGUUCAGGCCGCUGCAGCCUGGGCUCUGUCUCCUUGUAUUAGGAAUGCAGAGAACUCCGGAGAUAUGGUUCGGAGUUUCGUCGGAGGAUUGGAGUUGGUCUGUGGGCUUCUGGAAUCCAAGGAUCAAGAGGUGUUAGCGGCGGUAAGCUUCGCGAUUGCUAAUAUUGGGAAGGAUAAAGAAAAUCUUGCUGUUAUAACAGACCACGGAGUUAUUCAUAAGUUGGCAAGGUUAGCUGUGACACAAGAUGACCGUCUGCGAGCUAAACUGGCAGAGGCCAUCAGUCAUUGUUGUGAGCUGGAGUCAAACCGAGCUCUAUUUGGUAAAGCAGGAGCAGUAGCUCCGCUGGUCAACUAUCUUACCUCAUCUGACCUAGAGGUUCAUAGAACUACAGCAGCUGCUCUACAUCAACUAUCCAAGGAUCCCUGGAACUGUGUUACCAUGCAUCAGUCUGGAGUUGUUCCUCAUCUUCUCCGUCUUAUUGGUUCAGAGGAUGAAGCAGUUCAGGAGGCAGCAGCUGAUUGUCUACAGAAUAUCAGAAAGCUAGCUCUAGCUUGUGAAAAGUUUAGAUAUCAACAUCUUAAAACUUAAACUUUUUUCUAAGUUAAAGGGACUGUAAAGGAAAAAUUAAAGGGGUAUAGGCUGAAAGCUAAU